Molecule: messenger RNA, 1682 nt
Organism: Chelonoidis abingdonii (Abingdon island giant tortoise)
Lineage: Eukaryota; Metazoa; Chordata; Testudines; Testudinidae
Gene: FAM43B
Product: family with sequence similarity 43 member B
Source: RefSeq, a predicted model, not a curated record
GAAUGCUCUGGGCUGGUGUGUGUGUUUGUCUAUGUGAAAGCUCUGGGCUGCUGUGUGCGUGUGUGGCUGCAUGAUGGAGCAGGCCGGGAGGGGGAGCAGCACACGCAGUUAGGGGAUGAAUCCCCGCAUCCUCUCCUCAGUGCUGUCACAGCAGAAGAAGCCGCGGGACCGGGAGCCAGAGCCCGCUGCGGGGCAGAGCGAUCGGGAUCGGCGCAUCUUCCUCCAGCUGCAGUGAGAGCCGCGAUGCUGCCCUGGCGCAGGAACAAGUUCGUGCUGGUGGAAGAGGAUCGCCAGGGCAAAGCCAAGAGCCUGGGCCCGGGGCUAAGCUACGCCUCGCUGCUCUCCAGCUUCGUGCGCUCCUGCCCGGACCUGCUGCCCGAGUGCCCGCUGGAGCGGCUGGGCAGCGUCUUCCGCAGCCGGCGGCACAAGGUGGAGCUGAACCAGGAGGACCCCACCUACACGGCCUGGUACCUGGGCAACGCGGUCACUCUGCAGGCCAAGGGCGAGGGCUGCACGGACGAGGCGGUGGGCAAGAUCUGGGCCAAGAGCGGCGGCGGGGCCAGCGGCACCAGGGUCAAGCUGACGCUGGGGGCGCACGGCAUCCGCAUGGCCCCCUGCGAGAAGCGGGGCGGCGGCGGGCGGCGCCCGGGCCACGUCUACCUGCUGCGCCGCAUCACCUACUGCGCGGCCGACGCCCGGCGCCCCAAGCUCUUCGCCUGGGUCUACCGGCACCAGGUGAAGCACAAGGCCGUGGUGCUGCGCUGCCACGCCGCGCUGCUCCCCAAGGCCGGGACGGCGCGGGCCCUGGCGCACCUGCUCCACCAAACGGCCAGCGCCGCCUUCAGCGACUUCAAGCGCCUGCAGCGGCAGAAGGACGCCCGGCGCCUCCAGCGCCAGCGCCUGGGCGACUCCAUCGUCCCGCUGCUGCCCAUCCGCAAGCUGCUCAACGGGCAGGGCCCCUACCGGCCCCCCGCCGACCGGGGCCGUGGCGCCCGCCGGCUCAGCUCCAUCCUGGAGGAGGAGGAGGAGGAGGAGAACCUGGGCGCCUCCCGCAACAACGCGCCCGCCGCCAGCCUCAGCCUGGCCACCGGCUGCGACCGGCCCGCUGCGGGCCCCCAGCGCCGGGAGCGGGCCGAGGUGCUGACUUUAGCCCGGGAGAUGAGGGGCUGGAGCCUCCAGAGCCCGCCGCCCUGGCAGCCCGCCCGAGAGAGGCCCUGCUGCUGAAGCCAGGAGGUUAGAGAUCGCCCAGCUGCCUUCUCGGAAGGGUCCGCCUGACUGGGGUGAGGAGGGGCAGGAGGAGUCUGGAAAGGCCCCCUGCCCACGUCUCCCUGGCUGCUGCCUUUGCAGCCUGAGGAGAGGCAGACAACAGCCAUCAGGCCCUGCUGGCUGUCAGGGCUCACACACAGAUAGACUGACCGACACAGCCUGCAGUUAACACUCCUCCACUGCUAUCCCAGUACAGGCGCCAACUCUGAUGUGGCCCUUGCACCUGUUCUUCUUCUGAGCAGACACUGAAAUGAUCCAGAGGGGUUGGUGCAUAUCUCCAUCUCCUCCACGCACCUCCCCACCCCUACACACACACAGACACUUGCUAACUGCUCAGAGAAAGACUGACUGGCAUUAGAGCCAUACAUAGGCCCUUACUAAAUUGAGACAUGCCCGCAAGUUCUGGAAGGGUGAAG